AUGCAGUCAUCCAAUCGACUGAGGAUGUGCUUCGACAAAGGCCAGUCAUCAUUUGGUGGCUGGCAAAUGUUGCCAGGAGCAAAUAUCUCAAGAAUGCUAGCAAGAACAGGCGUUGAUUGGGUGCUCGUCGAUUGUGAGCAUGGAAACAUCGAUGAUGGCGCUAUGCAUGACGCAGUUCCCGCCAUUGCCGCUCUGGGAGUUUCUCCAGUUGUGAGGUUGGCGGACUUGCAAGGAUGGAUGGUCAAGCGAGCACUAGACAGCGGUGCGCACGCUAUCCUGGUGCCACUGAUACGAACCGUCGAGGAAGCAAAGCAACUUGUCCGCGAGGCCAAGUUUCCGCCUCAAGGAAUAAGGGGAUUUGGAUCUCUCAUUGCCCUGGAGAGAUUCAACCCAAACCCUACACUAACCGAAUACCUUCAUCAAGCUAACGAUGCCCUCUUGACAAUAAUCCAGAUCGAAACUCGGGAAGCAUACGACAAUGUUGAGGGCAUUGCGGGUGUCGAUGGAAUUGAUGCGUUGUUCAUCGGGCCCUUUGAUUUAGGAAACAAUAUCGGCCACCCAGUUCAGGACGGGGUCAUGCCACCAGAGGUGGAGGACGCGUUAGAUCGGAUCCUGACGGCGGCGCAUAACGCCGGCAAGAAGUGCGGUAUCUACUGCAAGGAUGGAGCACAAGCAAAACACUUCGCAAGCCAGGGCUAUGAUAUGGUCACUGCCGUGACUGAUUACACGGCGCUCCAACGGGUAGCGAAUGAAGAGGUUGGGAUUGCCAAGGGAGCUGCGAAGCCAAAGGGAGUCUUUUAG
Colletotrichum gloeosporioides is the source of this 801-nucleotide messenger RNA. Its product is annotated as 4-hydroxy-2-oxo-heptane-1 7-dioate aldolase. Gene Ontology annotation, cellular component: cytoplasm. The record is from RefSeq and is a predicted model, not a curated record. The transcript is spliced from 5 exons. Lineage: Eukaryota; Fungi; Ascomycota; Sordariomycetes; Glomerellales; Glomerellaceae. The coding region runs from base 1 to 801 and encodes 266 amino acids. Gene Ontology annotation, molecular function: aldehyde-lyase activity.